AACUUAAAAGACAUCGCGAGAGUAGGAAGUGACACAUAGACGGUGACAGCAGCACGGGUCCUGUCCGGUUAAAGUAGUUUAAUGGCUAAAGUAGAGAUCGCUCCUAUGAGAUCCUGGGAUGAUUUCUUCCCAGGUUCAGAUCGCUUCGCCAAACCUGACACGCGAGAUUUGGCGAAAUGGAACAACAGAGUAGUCAGCAAUCUUUUGUACUAUCAAACAAACUAUCUGCUGAUGGCGAUCAUUGUUUUUAUGGUCGUAGGGUUCUUAUAUCCUGUAAGCAUGUUUACAGGUUUAGCAGUAGUGGCUUCAGUCUUCAUGGGCUCUGUAUGGGCAGGUGAGAACAAGGCAAGGAUCAAGAGCUUCAAGAAAGAGAACCCUACCUUAUUUGUUUUCUUUGUCAUGGUGGUGAGCUACCUCCUCAUCUCACUCUUCGGUGGAGUUAUGGUGCUACUGUUUGGGAUCAAGCUACCAAUUCUCUUGAUUUUCGCACAUGCCUCAUUCCGCCUCCGUAACAUGAAAAACAAACUGGAGAAUAGGAUGGAAAGUGCAGGACUCAAAAAAACACCCAUGAGUAUCAUACUUGAAGCACUGGGCCAGCAAGAAGAAAGCCUCAGUAAGAUUCAAGGCAUUCUGGAGAACACACUCAAGGAGUGAACUUUGAAACAGAGUUGUUUACUCCUUUGUGUGGUUCUCCUCAAUAAAUGAAGGAACUGUUUUCAGGGCAAACUGGCACAAUUUAUAAGAUCUAUUCUGUUUUCUCCAACUUACAUGUUAUGCCUGAUGGGCUUCGGUGAUUUCAUGCAAAACCUGGAAGUAUCAUGAAAACUAUAAAUGAAAAAUUACAAAAUGACUGUAUUUUUUUUAAGCACAGAUUGUUUACAUCUCAGUUCAAGUCCAUAUAGGUCAAAUAUUUGUGGAUACUUUUUUACAUUUAUUUCGCCAUACUGUGAAAAAUAAAAUGUUUAGAUAUAUCAUGAGAAAUUAAUUUCUUUCUGUAGCCUGAAGCAAAUGUGUUAUACAAAUCAGUUUAAAGUGUUACUUUAGUGUACUCCAACACAUUGUAUAUCCAAAGUAUUAAGUAUAACAUGACAAAAAGUCAUUAGUAAUGCGAUAUCCAAAUGUUUGCAGUGUGAUGUGCACAACGUUUGCACAAUAAUGUAUAAUGAUUGAGUCUACUGAGUCUUCAAUUAUGGUUAUCACCUUAAGCCCUCCAGGUACAAAAGGUCUCUCAAUCUUUGUGAUAUUUGUUGUAUUUCCUGUAAUGCUAUACAAUACGUGACCCUGCCUGUGAAAACCCAGCUUAAGUCAUUUUUUGUGUGAUUUCUACAUAAAACUCUCCUAGAUAAUGUAAAGAACAUUCUGUGAAAAUAUAACCUUGAUAUCUUGAAUAUUAACUGAGUAAGGUUGCAUCAAAGAUCAAUGUGAAAUCCAACUUUGCUGCUCCUAAUCUCAAAAUUAGACAAUAAGCCUGGAUUUUACAGACAAGUUCACAUGUUUAUUCAAAUCUAUGCAAAAGAUAAUGAUAAUAAAGCCAAAUUUUGUUC
This is a messenger RNA of Paramisgurnus dabryanus, 1544 nucleotides long. It is a transcript of the gene arl6ip5a, whose product is annotated as ADP-ribosylation factor-like 6 interacting protein 5a. Gene Ontology annotation, biological process: negative regulation of transport. The record is from RefSeq and is a predicted model, not a curated record. Gene Ontology annotation, cellular component: membrane. Lineage: Eukaryota; Metazoa; Chordata; Actinopteri; Cypriniformes; Cobitidae.